AUGGGACCCCGGGUGGGCAAGGGGGGGCGCAGCCUGCCCGGACUCGGUGCCCGCUGUCUCUCCCCACCCCAAGGUCUGCUGGCGGGGGUGAACAUCACCAGCCCCACGCCGCUGGUGCGCGGCACGGCGGGCAAAGCGGCGCUGCUGUCGGUGCGCUACACCAGUGCCAGCGCCGACAAGCCGGUGGUCAAGUGGCAGCUGAAGCGUGACAAACCCGUCACCGUCGUCCAGUCCAUUGGCACCGAGAUCAUCGGCAACCUACGGCCUGAUUACCGUGACCGCAUCCGGGUGCUGGAGAACGGAUCGCUGCUCAUCAGCCCCUUGCAGCUGGCUGAUGAAGGCGCUUACGAAGUGGAGGUGUCCAUCACCGACGACACCUUCACCGGCGAGAAGACCAUCAACCUCACCGUGGACAUCCCCAUCUCAAAGCCACAAGUCCUGGUGGCCUCCUCGACGGUGCUGGAGCUCAGCGAGUUUUUCACCCUCAACUGCUCGCACGAGAACGGCACCAAGCCCACCUACACCUGGCUGAAGGACGGGCGGCCGCUGAGCAACGACUCCCGCCUGCUCCUCUCCCCCGACCAGAAGAUCCUCACCAUCACCCGCGUCCUCAUGGCUGACGACGAUGUCUACAGCUGCCUGGUGGAGAACCCCAUCAGCCACGGCCGCAGCAUCCCUGUGAAGCUCACCGUUUACCGCCGGAGCUCCCUCUACAUCAUCCUCUCCACGGGCGGCAUCUUCCUCCUCGUCACCCUGGUGACUGUUUGUGCCUGCUGGAAACCCUCCAAGAAGUCCAGGGAGAAGAGGCAAGCGGAGACGCAACCGGCCUCCGAAUACCCCGAGCAGGAUGAGGAGCGCCUGAAGCACGAGGCUGAGGGCAUCGCACGGAGCGGCGAGCACGACCGCAAAAACCCGGUGGCCUUGUACAUCCUCAAGGACAAGGGGAGCUGCCACCCCCCCAGCGCGGCCACGGCCCCCCAAACCGCAGCUGCGCUGCGGGACAAUUUCCGCCUGCAGCCGGGUGAUUUGGUGGCCACGGCGGGGCAAGCGUUGGAGCUGGAUUGUGUGCCACCCUCGGGGCACCCCGAACCCCACGUCACCUGGAAGAAGGAUGGGGUGACCUUGGACUUGACCGGUGACCGGUACGUGGUCACCAACGAGAAGUUGCGGGUGGCACCGGCGCGACGGAGCGACUCUGGGCUCUACGUCUGCGUGGCGGCCAAUGCGGCAGGCGAGAGGGAGAGCCGGGGCGCCCGCGUCUCCGUCCUGGAGAAGCCGACUAUAGUGCGGCGCCCGAGCGAUGCCGUGGUGGUGGCCGGCAGCACCGUGGAGCUGAGCUGCGGCGCCCAAGGUGACCCAGCGCCGCGGGUGCAGUGGCACAAGGAGCGUGGGGACCUGCCCUGGGGCAGGCACGAGGUGGACCGGGAGCACACGUUGCGCCUCUACACCGUGAUGCCUGCCGACGCCGGCACCUACGUCUGUACGGCACAGAGCCAGCUGGGCACCGCCGCUGCCCCCGCCCGCCUCCACGUGGAGGACGGGCUGCCGACGGGCCGGCAGGAGGCUGCACCGCGGGACUUGCUGGCCAUGAGGCUGCACCUGGACAACGGCACUGCGCUGCCCACCGCUGCCGUCCAGCUCCGCUGGCGGAUGCUGACGCCGGCGCUGGCGCCGCAGGGCUACGUGGUGCUGUACCGCUGCCUGCUCCCUGCCAGCACCCCCUGGGUCCAACACGAUGCAGGCAGGGAGCUCAGCGCCGUCAUCCCUGCGCUCCGCAGGGGCUACAAGUACGAGUUCAAGGUCCGCCCCUACGCAGGAGGGACCCAGGGUUUGGACAGCAACAUCAGGCACCUCUGGAUACCCGAGGAAGUACCAAGCGCGGCGCCCCAGCACGUCACCGUAGGCCAGGCUGAGAUGGGGAACGGCACCGUGGUCGUGAGCUGGGAGCCACCUCCUCCUGAGGCCCACAAUGGCAUCAUUCAGGGCUACAAGGUCUGGUCAAUGGGUGAGGACUGGCAGCGCCUGACCAACAGGACAGUGGACGGAGGCACCCACCACCUGGAAACCCUCCUCCCGAGCCCUGGGGCCGAAUUCUGUGUCCAGGUGGCAGCUUUCAACAGCGCAGGGCUGGGGGUCCCCAGCAAUGCCACCUGCGGUGUCCUGGGGCUGACGGCGGGGAGCAACAGGGUGGUGCAGGCGCUGCGGCAGCCGGCUGUCAUCGCGGCCGCCGGCUCGCUGCUCUGGUUGGCCUUGCUCGCCCUCCUCCUCCUCCUCUGCCAGCGCCGCGCCAGCCAGGAAGCCGCGGCUCGCCACCGGUCCCUGGCCACUGCGUGCCCCAGGGACACGUCUCUGGCCACCCAAUGCCCUGGGGACACGUCCCUGGUCCCUGAGAGCCCCAGGGAUGUGUCACCGGUCACCAGGUGCCCCAGGGACACGUCCCUGGUCCCUGAGAGCCCCAGGGAUGUGUCACCAGUCAUCAGGCGCCCCAAGGACCCAUCACCAGCCACCAGGCACCAGAGGGACACAAUCUUGGCUACCAGGCACCCUGAGGACAUGUCCCUGGUCACCACGUGCCCCAGAGACAUGUCCCCGACCACCAGGCGCCCUGAGGAGAUGUCGCCAGUCCCCGGUCACCGCAGGGACAUGUUCCUGGGCAGCAGGUACCCCAAGGACAUGUCCCCAGCCACCAGACAACCCAGGGACCCAUCACCGCUGACCAAGCACCAGAGGGACAUGUCACCAGCCACCAGGCACCCUGAGGACACAUCCCCAGCCAGUGGGCACCCAAGGGACAUGUCCGCAGUCACCAGGCUCCCCAAGGAGAAGUCCCCAGCCACCAGGCACCGCAAGGCUGCAUUCCUGGCCACCAGGUACCCCAACAUGUCCCUGGCCACCAGGUGUCCCAGGGACCCAUCACCAGUGGCCAGGCACUCAAGGGACACAUUUCUGACCACCAGGUACCCGAGGGACACGUCCCCAGUCAGUGGGCACGCCAGGGACACAUCCCCCAGCACCAGGCACCCUGAGAAGAUGUCCCCAGUGACCGGUCGCUGCAAGGACAUGUUCUUGGUCACCAGGUACCCCAAGGACAUGUCCCUGGCCACCAGGUGCCCCAGGAACCCAUCACCAGUGACCCGGGACAUGUUCCUGAUCAUCAGGUACCCUGAGGAUAUGUCACCAGCCACCAGGCAUCCCAGGGACACAUCCCCAGGAACCAGGCACCCUGAAGAGAUGUCCUCAGUCACUGGUCACCGGAGGCACAGGUUCUUGAGCACCAGGUACCCCAAGGACAAGUCUCCAGUCACGGGGCGCCUCUCACCAGCAUUCAGCGAUGGGGUCCUCACGCCGCAGCAGGUGGCCGAGGACCUGGAGAUGGACCAGGACACCACCUGCCCCAGCCCCCCAGCACCAACCACACCCCGGUCCUUCUCGCCCCCACACACCUAAAAAAAAACAGCGACAAGGGGCUCGCCAGGAGGGUCGCUGCUGAAUGGCUGGGGCUCUGUCUCGGAGGACAACUUCGCCAGUGCCCGCUGCAGCUUAGUGAGCUCCUGCGAUGGCUCCUUCCUCCUGGACGCCAGCUUCGCCCGGGCACUGGCCGGGGCCGUCGAUGGCCUCUGCUUCAGCCUUGAGGACACCGACGGGGGCUAUGGGGGUCCCUCACCACCACCAUCACCCUUGGGAGAGGUCUUCUUGCCUGGGGUCCCCAUUCCCAGCUGGGACUGGGUGACAGCGUUGGGGGCCCCGCGGACAGCUGGGACAGAGGCGGCCGUGGGCAUUCCACAGCACGGUGGCCAUGGGAUGGGGAGUGGCAGCCCCUGGGCCAGGGUGGAUGGUGAGCCAAGGACAGGAGGGACAGGAGCGUGGCGGUCCCCAGGGUGCAGGACGCGGCAAGGCCAGAGUCCCCUCGGCUCGGCUAAAAUCCAGCUUUAUUAA
Egretta garzetta (little egret) is the source of this 3936-nucleotide messenger RNA. Its product is annotated as roundabout homolog 4. The record is from RefSeq and is a predicted model, not a curated record. NCBI's taxonomy places the organism in Eukaryota, Metazoa, Chordata, Aves, Pelecaniformes, Ardeidae. Gene Ontology annotation, molecular function: protein binding.